Messenger RNA from Pseudo-nitzschia multistriata, 1443 nucleotides. The record is from the annotation of a GenBank genome assembly. NCBI's taxonomy places the organism in Eukaryota, Bacillariophyta, Bacillariophyceae, Bacillariales, Bacillariaceae.
ACUCAAACUCGUACGGUACCCUACCUGGUACUUACCGUACUGCAGCACAUACCCAUACUUGUACAACUCGGCGCCGUCUCGCCUCGGUUGGAAUCGCGGUGCACGUUGAGUUCCAUUCCGUGGUCGCAUUCGUACGCUUGCGCCAGACCGCUUCCAGACAGCACAACGACAGAAUGAAGCCGUCGCCGAAUACUGCCAUCGGCCGAGGCACCGCUCUGGCUUUCCUCUGGUGGUUCGCGGGUGCCGUUGCGGUUGCCUCUGGGUGGACGACGGGGAUUGCUACCGGCACCACCCGUGCCUCGAGCACCCCGGAUCGCCACCGGGAAAUCGGGACCUCUUCUUCCCGGACCGGGCCGCUGCGAACGUCUUCGCCCGGGGAACCGGAAGCGGCUCGUCCCCCGGUGGAAGGGCUCGCCACACGCCGGGAACUCGUCGCGGCCGCCGGGGGAUGCCUCGGAGCCGCAGCGGUACUGGCGGCACGGCCCGCACCUUCCGGGGCCGCGGAACCCCUGGACGCGGGGGAGGCAAUACGGCGGGGGGCCUCGAACCUGCCGGGGUACGGGUCGAGCGACGUCUUUUAUCUGGGGUCCUUCGCCGGGAGCUGGAAGAUGACCCGCGAGGUGGAAUUUCCGUCCUCGCCGAACGUCUUGCGCCUGUCGUACCCGGUGCGUUUCGUCCAAUCGAUCGAAGACGGUGCGGUGGUGGCCGACCGCGGGUACAACCAGGCCGAGCUCGAGGCCGCACUGGCCCGGACCAGGAGCGGGGCAUCGGGCCCGGACGGAUCCGCACCGGAACCGGCAUCUCCUGCCGUGCGUUCCUACGAGUGGGUUCCCUACAACCCAAACGUUCUGAGGGUGGUCCUCUCCAGUGGAACCCAAAAAGAGAUCAAGGUGACCAAGCGGGCGACGGAGCGGACCGAAGACACCGUUUCUUCCUCGGAGUUCCAGCGGGUGACGACGCAGGAAGUUGCCGGGCCGAACGGCAACAACAACAACGGGGUGGGCGGAAUCCCGGAUAUUUCCGCCCGGCGGGUGGUCUCCAAGUGGAAACGGGUGGACGAUUCAACGCUGGAGGGGAUCGAGAUCGUUUACGCGGUAGGCGGGGGAGGGGAUCCGCUGUCCGCGGGACUGUCGUCGUCGCCUCAGGCAGCGCCAAGGAUUUUGUCCAAAUCGAGGCUCUACCUCGUGCGGUGACAGAAGCACCGCCCUGCUUGGUUCCGUCCGAGAAUUGCUGGUGCUCGGGCAGGUUCUUGACGGUAUACCCUACACGCUGGUAGCAACAUCCCCUCGACAGACACGAACCAUACGGUAUCGGUGGUGCCGUUCGUCGGCACAACUCUAAUUUAUCUGCCACUGCGCAUCACGAUUGCCACCAGCGAGACGCUGAACCGAAAAAUCUUUUCCUCUGAAACUGAAUUCAUUCUAAUACAACAUAGAUUUAAAA